This is a messenger RNA of Amphimedon queenslandica, 725 nucleotides long. Its product is annotated as adhesion G protein-coupled receptor L1-like. The transcript has 5 exons. The coding region runs from base 32 to 469 and encodes 145 amino acids. The record is from RefSeq and is a predicted model, not a curated record. NCBI's taxonomy places the organism in Eukaryota, Metazoa, Porifera, Demospongiae, Haplosclerida, Niphatidae.
CUCUUAUUUCUUAUUUGGAGCUCUAAGUGUAAUGAAAAAGCACAGAGUAUUGUUAGUGUACAAUACCAAACUAGACGAUGUCAACUAUUGGUUGAAAUCAUCAUUAUCACUGACUGUUGUGAUGGGCAUAGCAUGGCUUGGUAAUGUCGUCUUCUUUAGGAAAGAGCUUCUCUUCAUUGCACACAUCAUGACAGUCUUCAUUGCUGCUCAAGGAAUUAUUAUAUUUAUACUUUAUGUCCUGUUGUCCAAACAAGUAAGGAGUUCAUAUUUGAAAUGGUGGUAUGACAAACAAGUCGGAAAGUCUCUCAAGAUCACUAAAAUGACUAAUUUAUCAGAUGGAACUACAUCUCAUUUUAGAGUGGAUACAUCUGUGGAACAUAUUUAUGACUCCAUACGACAUGUGAUUAAAGAAUCAGAUUUGAGAUUUACCGAAAGCGUUUUCCACAACAAAGCAGUUACAACGCUAUAAAGUGAUGUUCUUUAACUCAAGACCAUCAUAAUGUUUUUUAUUUUAUAAAUGUUCCAUUUAUUUGCUUACAUGUCAAUAGAGGUUGAGGUUUGAGAAUUGGAGAUUAAUCUCUCAUUCUCUCUCUUGUUAUUUAUUUGUUCCUUAAAAAUAAAAAAGUAUUACCAACUUAAACUGAAGCCAAAAGCAAGCUCCAUGACUCCAUUGAAUUGAUAUGUCUUCUUAUUGUGGGAGUCUGGCUCUGCUAGUGGUGUACAAA